UUGAGAUAUUUCUCAGAAUGAAUAACAGAAUAGACUGCCCGGGCAUCCUUUAGAUAGCCUCAGUUCAAAUCUCCGAGAAAGAGAGACUCAUCUUCCUAAUCGAACGGGCAUUUUGGUUGAUCAUGUCCAAAAUAAUCCUUUCCAUCAAUGCCGGCUCUAGCUCCGUCAAGAUCUCUGUUUACACAGCAUUUUCCGGAGAAGACCCGAAAGAGCUCGCAGAGACGCAAGUAGAUGGUCUUACCUCUCCUCCCCCACAACUGAAAUAUACCCGCUGUUCACAAUCAAUUUGCAAAGAUCAGAAACUCGACGAGAAAAUCUCAAGCCAGAAAGAUGCCUUCAAAUACAUGCUGGACAUGCUGAUCAAGGACUCGGAAUUCUCGCAUAUCACGAAACAAGACGAUAUCGCUCUUGUCUGCCACCGUGUAGUUCAUGGCGGUGAUUUUGAAACUCCGCAGAUUAUCAACGACGAGACGUACCACAAGCUCGAAGCUUUGACCGACCUCGCGCCACUACACAAUGCUUCCGCUCUUGAGAUCGUACAAUGCUGCAUUGAAGAGAUGCCCAAAACGCGCAAUGUAGCUGUGUUUGAUAGCGAGUUCCAUCAGAGUAUACCGGAACAUAUCAGGACGUAUCCAAUCAACCAAGAGAUUGCAAAGAAGAACAAGCUGCGUAAAUAUGGUUUCCACGGGAUCAGCUACUCGUUUAUCACGAGACGUGUGGCGGCAUACUUGGGGAAGAAGGAGGGUGAGACGAAUUUGAUUGUAUUACAUCUUGGAAGUGGUGCUAGUGCGUGUGCGGUGAAGAAUGGGCAGAGUUUUGAUACUAGCAUGGGAUUGACACCUCUGGCGGGCUUACCUGGUGCGACGAGAAGUGGCAGUGUAGAUCCCAGUCUUGUCUUUCACUACGCAUCAGACGUUGGAAAGCUCUCCCCACACUCUACAGCGGAUCUUCAUAUAUCGCGCGCGGAAGAGAUUCUCAACAAAGAAUCAGGCUGGAAAUCCUUAACCGGCACAACGAAUUUCGGAACCAUCGCCUCGUCCGACGAUCCAAAGAUGAAGCUAGCAUUCAAUAUCUUCCUAGAUAGAAUUCUCAACUACAUCGGUGGUUACUAUGUGAUUCUCAAUGGCAAAGUCGAUGCAUUGGUCUUUGCUGGAGGGAUCGGCGAGAAGAGCGAGGUGUUGAGACGGAGAGUUGCUGAGGAGACUGCUUGCAUAGGUUUCGAGAUCGACUCAGAAGCCAAUAAGAAGCCUAUCAGAGACGUCGUGCAGAGUGUUGGGAAAGAUGGAGCAAGGCACAAACUUCUAGUGUGCCAGACAGACGAACAGUUUGAGAUGGCGAGGUGUUGCUCUAUGGAUGAUAAGCUGUUUAAUUGAGCGUUGGUUUAGUAAUGAAGUUAGCGAUAGAUACGAGGACUAUACAUCAUGUUUGCUAUCACUUGCCU
Molecule: messenger RNA, 1441 nt
Organism: Cadophora gregata
Lineage: Eukaryota; Fungi; Ascomycota; Leotiomycetes; Helotiales; Ploettnerulaceae
Exons: 2
Coding region: 123-1373 (416 amino acids)
Biological process (GO): phosphorylation; acetate metabolic process
Molecular function (GO): acetate kinase activity
Source: RefSeq, a predicted model, not a curated record